Messenger RNA from Megalopta genalis, 1181 nucleotides. RefSeq names its product ribonuclease P protein subunit Rpp25 (gene Rpp25). Gene Ontology annotation, cellular component: ribonuclease MRP complex. Gene Ontology annotation, biological process: tRNA 5'-leader removal. The record is from RefSeq and is a predicted model, not a curated record. Gene Ontology annotation, molecular function: RNA binding. NCBI's taxonomy places the organism in Eukaryota, Metazoa, Arthropoda, Insecta, Hymenoptera, Halictidae.
UCGUCGUGCCAAGUACGACUCGGAUUUCAACCGUCGUAUCGCGACGACGAACACUUUUCCGAUCGGCAAUUUCUGUACUUUACGCGGAAGUUGCGACACGCGGUAGUUACGGUUGGCUUACGAAACCUCGUUGCCCGUUCAUCGUAUUUGAAAACUUCCGAAGACGUCGUCAUCGUUCGACGAUUUCGGUGAAAAUCGUGCGAUAAAAACGUGUAGCAGAAACGAAUUCUUCUCGCGGUCGGUCCACUUGCUAAUAAAGGAACGUAAGCGAAUGAAAAUCUGUACGAACGAUCCACACGGCCCGGUUGCGCGUCGUUGCGCGUUCAAAUGUUUUAUUCGAACGAUUCGGGAAACCGCAACCCGAAGGAACAAGUUCGAAAUCGAAAGAACACCGAUCAAGAGAAGGGAAGGAAAGGAGAGGAAAGGAAAGCCGGGUGUUACACGAUGGGAAGAUCGAAGUCGAAGAAAACCAAAUGGACGAAAAACUUGAAGAUGGAGCCGGAGGACUCCGGGAGAGUCCCGAUACCCAAUCUACCAAAGAACCAUCUUUUAAUGCGUGUGAAAAGCGGCACAAAAAUUAGAAAUGUUCUCGGUUACGCUUUGAAAGAAUUUCCAAACUACAACUGCAUCGUGUGGACCUCGGCUGGCCAUGGUAUAGGAAAGGCCAUUUCCUGCGCGGAGCUGUUUAAAAAGAAGCAACCAGGACUCCACCAGAUCACGAAAUUACGUUACACCGAAUCGGAGAAGUCGAAAACGGAGAGUGCAAAUGGCGGUGAGACGGCUAGCCGCCACGUACCAGAAAUACACAUCAUGCUGACGAAAGAAGCGAAGGACAUCUCUGUAGACACGCCCGGUUAUCAGGCACCGGACGAUAUCGGGGAAUUCUUGGACGAAGAGGAAAUAAAGAACGGUAAGAAAGGUGGGAGACAGGAAGCUGGUAGUAAUGUGACCUGCAUCGAUGCCGAGGAAUUCGCGGUAAUGGGGCUGAGGGCGGGUAAAAAGAGACCGAAGAAAGAAAAUCAAGCGGAAGCACCGCCAAAGAAGAACAAAAAACGGAAGAACUAAUAAUCAGCAGCGAUAGAUGAUCCAUCGAACAUUUAUCAUCGUACCAUGUAUAACGUAUGUUUGUAUUAAAUAGAAAGUUUAUUCUUUAUCAAGUACAUGCACGUUCGUUACAGAAA